This is a messenger RNA of Cryptomeria japonica (Japanese cedar), 2120 nucleotides long. RefSeq lists its product as uncharacterized. NCBI's taxonomy places the organism in Eukaryota, Viridiplantae, Streptophyta, Pinopsida, Cupressales, Cupressaceae. Bases 594 to 1838 code for a protein of 414 amino acids. The transcript is spliced from 17 exons. The record is from RefSeq and is a predicted model, not a curated record.
ACAGCUCACCCUUCCGGUGCGGGCACAAGGAAUGUUCCAAGUAAAUGGGCCAGAAGACGUUUAAUGAAUCUGUCAAGAGCUCAAGUUAAAUAAAAUGAAAAGGCCAAAUACGUGCGGAAACGCCUAUGCAAGUGAACAAUAAUUCUGAAUCCCCAAUCCACAACGCACGGCGAUUUUUCGUUUGACUGGAACAACCAAAAAAAUCAGAGCGUUGGUAUUUAACAGGACUAUUCAUUUUCAUUUCUUGCACUCAAUGCCAACCUCUUCUUCUCUUGUUCAUUCCGCUGCGGGACUCGAGACUCAAUCUCAUGUCACCCCUGAGCUGAGCCUGAUCGGAUCUCCUGCGAAAUAGUCUGGCUGUCCUUUGAUACGUACAAAUCAAAUACAUGAGCGUCGCAUGUAUGUUGCUGUUCCAAUUGCUCAUGAGAGGAGGACAUCCCUUUAAAUAUGGCUUCACUGACAAGGUACAAGACCAUGUCUUAUUCUUGAUUUCAGGUUCAUUUGUUCACUGAGAUGUGGAUGAGAGCUAUCUGGAAAGACAUGUGAUCUGGACAUUAAUUUAAGAAUGCAGUAACUGGGCGGUGCUGUGUAGCAUGAGCAAAGGUAUCAGUGCACUGUUUAGGCAAAUGGGAUUUCUAAUGGCUGGCAAUAUGCGCAGUGGAGGAUUAAAGCAAUCAAAUGAAACUCUGAGGCUUGUUAUGACGGCUAUUUUCGGAAUGGCAUUAGGAUUUGUUAUCGGUGUUUCUUUGCCACAGGUUUCUUUUUCAAAGUUUGAUUUUCCAUCUAGGCUGAUGAUGACUAAUUCCAUUAAUCUUGAAUCUGAAGACGAAAGUACGUCAGGCUCAGCUACACAGGUUAUGUUGCACUCUGCACAUGCAUCACAGCAAAAAUCAAAUAUCAGUGGUGCCCAAGCUACUCCUAGAUCAAAAAAUAGUACUGAGAUAUAUGUACCAACAAAUCCUCGUGGUGCGGAGAGAUUGGCUCCUGGCAUUGUUGUUUCUGAGACAGAUUUUUAUCUCCGCAGACUGUGGGGUAAGCCCAGUGAGGAUUUAGAAAUUAAACAACAAUAUCUUGCAGUUUUCACUGUUGGUUUUUCUCAGAAGGACAUUGUUAAUGCUGCUAUAGCUAAGUUUUCAGAAAAUUUUACAAUUGUUCUAUUCCACUAUGACGGGAGGACAAAUGAAUGGGAUGAAUUUGAGUGGUCAAGACAAGCAAUUCAUGUUAGUGUGCAUAAACAAACAAAAUGGUGGUAUGCUAAGCGAUUUCUUCAUCCAGAUGUGGUGGCAACUUAUGAAUACAUAUUUAUCUGGGAUGAAGACCUUGGUGUUGAGCACUUCAAUGCAGAGGAAUACCUAAAACUUGUGAGAAAGUAUGGAUUGGAGAUAUCGCAACCUGCUUUGGAGCCAAACAGUGGUCUAACAUGGCAAAUGACAAAAAAACAGGGUGAUGUGGAAGUGCACAAGAAUACAACAGAGAGACCUGGUUGGUGUCAUGAUCCAAAGCUACCACCGUGCGCUGGGUUUGUUGAGAUAAUGGCUCCUGUAUUUUCUCGAGAGGCAUGGCGCUGUGUUUGGCAUAUGCUUCAGAAUGAUUUAGUUCAUGGAUGGGGUUUAGACCUUGCAUUACGACGAUGUGUAGAGCCUGCACAUGAGAAGAUUGGAGUCGUCGAUGCACAAUGGAUUUUACACAAAGUUGUACCAUCACUGGGAAAUCAGGGCCAAGCUGAGGAGGGGAAGGCAGCUUGGCAGGGGGUCAGAGAAAGAUGUAAAGAAGAGUGGCACACAUUUAAUGCACGGUUAGAUAAAGCUGAAAAGGAGUAUCUACAAGGAAAUUCUUAGUUUGUUCUGCAAAUCACUUGUCUACAUUUAGUAGAUUUUCUCAACUUGUUUACACAUCACAAUAAAGCAUUGUGGUUACCCGAUUCUUUUGAAGCCUCCAAGCUUGUAGUUUUCACCAAACAAGCUCUAGGGCUUUGUAUUUAUUCUUAGGGUCGGUUUCUAUAACUUGGCAUUUUGAGGGCAUUUAUAAUUUUCAACAUUUAGUCCAAUAUUCCAAGUUUUUGACAGAAUAUUUGUAUUUUAUUAUUCUACCUGAAAAUACAUUUUUGUUUCUCCUUGUAA